Messenger RNA from Wyeomyia smithii (pitcher-plant mosquito), 1068 nucleotides. RefSeq lists its product as uncharacterized. The transcript has 3 exons. Bases 1 to 1068 code for a protein of 355 amino acids. Lineage: Eukaryota; Metazoa; Arthropoda; Insecta; Diptera; Culicidae. Gene Ontology annotation, biological process: DNA integration. The record is from RefSeq and is a predicted model, not a curated record. Gene Ontology annotation, molecular function: nucleic acid binding.
AUGAACCUUCGUCAUGAUUCAGCUAUGAUCGAGGCUGGUUCCAAUUCGGUCAACGUUAUCAGCGGAAGACAUCAGAAAUUACGAAAGCCGGCCGUGUUGGAAUUCUGGAAGUCUAGUAAACUCCUGACCAUUAACACUCACCGGGGCAUUUACAAGGUCAAUUGUUUAACACCCGGAGUGAAAGCUGCGCCAGGAGCGUUCCAACAAGUUGUCGAUGCAAUGCUGGCAGGUCUGCAGCACACGAGUGAAUACAUCGAUGACAUCGUCGUCGGUGGGCUUACCGAGAAUACGCAUUGGGAGAUUCUGAAGGCACUAUUAGAACAUCUACGAGAAAGUACAAAGAACGAUUCGGUUCUCAGCACGGUGGUUCAGUAUAUUCACCAGGGCUGGCCUUCCAAGCAAACCGUGGCAUCCAAUCCUGAGCUGCAGCAAUUCUACAACCAACGGGAAUCGCUCACGAUUGUACAAGGAUGCGCUCUUUUCGGUGAGAGACUAAUUAUUCCGUCUCGUCUACGCAAACGUUUUCUGGGUCAGUUGCAUGCUCGCCACCCGGGAAUCGGAAGAAUGAAGACCAUUGCCCGGAGCUACGUGGACUACGCCGGACCACUCGAUGGAGACUAUUUUUUACGGGUAGUGAACUCCUUCACCAAGUGGCCCGAAAUAGUGCAAACCAGCCACAUCACUACCACAGCAACCAACAAGAUUUUGCGAAGCCUUUUCGCACGCAUGGGGAUGCCAGAGUCUCUAAUAUCCGAUAAUGGCACACAAUUCACCAGUGCCAAGUUCGGACAUUUUUGCAGUAUGAACGGCAUUGAACACACCACCACGGCAUCGUUUUACCCUCAGUCGAACGGACAGGCGGAACGAUUUAUCGAUACCUUCAAAAGAGGUAUCAAGAAGAUUCGAGAAGGGGAAGGACCGAUCCAGAAAGCAUUGGACCUGUUUCUGUUGAAGUACCGAAGCACUCCAAAUCCGACAGUCUCGGGUGGAGUAUCGCCGUCAGAAGCAUUGUUUGGACGUCAUAUCCGAACCAACCUCGAACUGCUACGGCCACCAGCAGAUUGUUAG